This is a messenger RNA of Zingiber officinale, 1600 nucleotides long. Its product is annotated as dehydrodolichyl diphosphate synthase CPT3-like. Bases 376 to 1206 code for a protein of 276 amino acids. Lineage: Eukaryota; Viridiplantae; Streptophyta; Magnoliopsida; Zingiberales; Zingiberaceae. Gene Ontology annotation, cellular component: endoplasmic reticulum. The record is from RefSeq and is a predicted model, not a curated record. Gene Ontology annotation, biological process: polyprenol biosynthetic process. The transcript is spliced from 3 exons.
CCACGACGCCGCCUCGCCCCCACCUUCUACCCUCUUCUCUCUCUCGUUCUUGUCCGCCUGCCUGCUGCUCUUCUCCAUCGUCGCUGUUGCAACUGCGCCGGAGGUGGUCGCCGCGGCCGCCGCUGCCUCGUUGGGGGUUGCCACGCGCGGUCGUCAUCUUCGGUCAGCCGUAAAGGGAUCCGGAUAGCUGAUAAGCAAAGAUUACGGCUGCCGAAACCGCCGAAAGUAGGCACACAGCGCGACGGUCUCUGCUGUCCAAUUGAUUGCUUGGAAGCAGUGAAUCCCUAGCGUGUUCCUCCCGUUGAAUAAAGUCUCGCCCUCAAUUCCUUCCAAAGUUUGGAUCGAAGGUCGAGAUUUACCUUCGGAGGGAGAGAGAUGGAGAAGCAUAGUCAGAGGCCUGAACCAAAAAACCUCAACAGUGUAUGGCGAUUCUUGCGUAGGUGCCUUUUCUCGGUGCUCUCCUUUGGUCCAAUGCCCAAGCAUAUUGCAUUUAUCAUGGAUGGUAACCGUAGAUAUGCCAAGAAAAUGCAAAUCAAAGAAGGCUCCGGCCACAAUGUAGGCUUCACAUCCCUUGUUUCUAGUCUCCAAUACUGCUAUGAAAUGGGUGUCAAGUAUGUGACAGUGUAUGCUUUCAGUAUUGAUAACUUUAAGCGAAAACCAGAAGAGGUCGGAUCCCUUAUGCAUUUGAUGAAGGAAAAGAUUGAUCAACUUUUGGAGGAAGAGAGCAUUGUGCAUAAAUUUGGGUUGAAGCUCAACUUUUGGGGAAGCUUGGACCUCUUGCCUGAGCCAAUACGGUCUGCAGCUGAGAAGGCCAUGGUACACACUGCCAAUAACACUGGGCCCGUUCUUUCAAUUUGUGUGGCAUAUACUUCUACAAAUGAAAUUUUACGAGCCAUCAACAAAUCUUGUGCGCGAUUUGAAGACAAGACAGGAGAAGGCUCAGAUCCUGCUAAUUCUAUUCUUGUCACCGACUUAGAGGAGAACUUAGACAGUGCUAGCUGUUCGGAACCUGAUAUUGUAAUCAGAACGUCAGGGGAGACUCGGUUGAGUAAUUUCCUUCUCUGGCAGAGCACUUUUAGUCAUUUACAGUCCCCGAACCUUUUUUGGCCUGAAUUCUCUCUUAGACACCUAAUUUGGUCUAUUUUAGAGUACCAAAAGGUUUACCCUUACUUAGAAGCAAGGAGAAAACUGUGCCAGGAAAGUUAGAUAUUAUAUCCUGGAAAAUGUGGUGCAUAGGAUGAACAUCAACAUCAAUUGGGAGAGUUGGAGCUGAUCUACCCUUUCUAUAAAGGCUGGUUGCUUGCCCUGUACUCUGAUCUUUUUUUCAUCCUAAAGAAGUCCAAGAAAUACUUAAUUUUAUGGUCAAGCUGGAGCAGAAAGAAAGAAAAAAUCUAUAAGAUUUCCAGUGAAACAGCCUGUAGAGUUUUCUUCACUGAUGAAGUGGCAUCUUUUUUCCCUUUAGCAUCUCUUUGUAAACUAUUGUCCGAGUCGUUGGCUUCACCAGUCGUAUAUUCUUCUUUUAAUUGUUAGUGUUCGGUGAAAGAUUCCACAUUUUCUAUGCUACUUGUGAUGAUUUUAAAGAUAGAAAGGUUUUUGUUCA